Molecule: messenger RNA, 372 nt
Organism: Suillus subalutaceus
Lineage: Eukaryota; Fungi; Basidiomycota; Agaricomycetes; Boletales; Suillaceae
Exons: 1
Coding region: 13-339 (108 amino acids)
Source: RefSeq, a predicted model, not a curated record
AUACUGUCGAACAUGUGCAAGUUGCAAAAUGGCCGCAGAACGGUAAUUAGCAGAAUGGCAGGCGUCACUUUCCUUGUGUUUCCCUGUACUUUCUGUACUACUGAUGCAGUCGAUUUUGGGUAUAUCCUUGGUAGGGGCCCCAAGCCAUUUCCUCCGUCAAAUGUCCAAAGAAAUGGUCCACGAGGUGGGCAGCGUCCAGUCAACGCACUAGGCGCGAUUCAAAAACUUCUGCUUCACCACGUUUACGAUCCUCCAAAAAAGCGCCAACCUGAUUCUCAACUUGGUGGCGCUGAUGGUGGACACGAACGUUCCAGACAUCAAGCACCGCGAUGUGCAUGAGCAGAUCCAGGAGGAGUAGUCGUGCGAAUCAUG